GUCACUGACAGUGCGCGCAAGUUACAUGCGUACUGCAGCAAUACGUGCGCCGCAGCAUCCGCGGCAGCGGCGGAGCCGAUCGAUGGGAGGCCGGACGGUGCUUGCAGAGCGAGGCGUUGACGCAGUGGAGCUCUGAAGGAGCCGGCGCGAACGUGGUAGUCGAUGAUGCUACUCUGGCUGGUGCUUUUGGCGGCCGCUGCGUGCGCGUCGCGCGAAGCGAAGCGGCUACACGAUGACCUGCUGUCAGACUACAACCGGCUCAUCCGUCCUGUCGGCAAUCAUUCACACAAGGUGACCAUCGUCGUCGGCCUAAAGCUGUCACAGCUCAUCGACAUUAACCUCAAGCACCAGGUCAUGACUACUAACAUAUGGCUUGAACAGGUGUGGGAAGACGACAAGCUCCGCUGGAACCCGGAGGACUACGGUGGCGUGGACAUGAUCCACGUUCCGGCAGAAAGUCUCUGGCUUCCAGACAUCGUACUUUUCAACAAUGCGGACGGUAACUACGAGGUGAUCCUGAUGAACAAAGCGACCGUGUACUCGACAGGCAAGGUGGUCUGGAAGCCGCCCGCUCUCUACAAGAGCACCUGCGAGAUCGACGUCGAGUAUUUCCCCUUUGACGAGCAGAACUGCCUCAUGAAGUUUGGCUCCUGGACCUACGAUGGCCUUGAGGUGGAUCUCCAGCAUGUUAAGCAGCGUCCCGGCGUGGCCGUGGUGGAGACGGGUAUCGACAUGAGCGAAUUCUAUAAAUCCGUCGAGUGGGAUAUCCUGCGCGUGCCUGCCAAAUACAACAACGAGUUCUACGACUGCUGCGAGGAGCCGUUCCCGGACAUCACCUUCAACAUCACCAUGCGCCGGAAGACGCUCUUCUAUACGGUCAACCUCAUCAUCCCCUGCGUGGGCAUCUCGUUCCUGACCGUGCUAGUCUUCUACCUUCCCUCGGAUUCUGGCGAGAAGGUGACGCUCUGCAUUUCCAUUCUCGUCUCACUCACUGUGUUCUUCCUGCUGCUCGCCGAGAUCAUCCCACCCACUUCACUGGCUGUGCCGCUUCUAGGCAAGUACCUGCUCUUCACCAUGAUUCUCGUCACGCUGUCCAUCUCGGUGACUGUCGGAGUGCUCAACGUGCACUUCCGCUCACCAUCGACGCACCGCAUGGCGCCCUGGGUGCGGCGCGUGUUCGUGCACCUAAUGCCGCGUCUGUUGCUACUGCGGAGGCCCGACGCGGCCGACCGCCAGCAGCCGCCCGUCGACCCUUUGCAGCUGCUGCUACUACGGCGGCCCACUGAACCGGUGGUGCCAGCGCCGGUGGUGCCUCCUUCGGCCGCCGCCGCGGACCAUCAGCAGUCCGAGUCUCCCGAUGCCGGCUCGUGUACGCCGGAAGUGCGCCGGGCCAUCGACAGCGUGCUCUUCAUCGCGGACCACAUACGCAAGGAGGACGACGACGAGAGCGACUGCGAGGACUGGAAAUACGUGGCGAUGGUGUUGGACAGGCUGUUCCUGUGGAUCUUCACAUGCGCUAGCCUGGUAGGCACGUGCGGCAUCAUCCUGCAGGCACCUUCCCUCUACGAUACCCGGCUGCCCAUCGACGUCCAGAUGUCUCACAUCGGCCGCGAGUACGCGACUUUGCAGUCGCCCUGAUCUGUGACGAGUCUGGUGGCAACUCUGACUCCCAAGCGGCGCUCCCUGUCUUGAAGUGGUGCAGCGGUGCAGAUGUACGCUUUGGAUGACUUAAUGGAUGCGGCGCCUGGAGCGUAAUUCCUUGUGUAUCUCCGCUUACUGCGUUCCCCCUCUCCUGUAAAUAGCUGGCCUCGCUCAAAUACAUUGAAGUACCUUUCUA
Messenger RNA from Dermacentor albipictus, 1837 nucleotides. RefSeq names its product acetylcholine receptor subunit alpha-like. The record is from RefSeq and is a predicted model, not a curated record. Lineage: Eukaryota; Metazoa; Arthropoda; Arachnida; Ixodida; Ixodidae. Gene Ontology annotation, molecular function: acetylcholine-gated monoatomic cation-selective channel activity; transmembrane signaling receptor activity. Gene Ontology annotation, biological process: chemical synaptic transmission; monoatomic ion transmembrane transport; signal transduction. Gene Ontology annotation, cellular component: postsynaptic membrane; plasma membrane; synapse.